AUUAGACCACGACAAAAUUCCUCACAGAAUUCAUCUGCUGAGAAGUGUUCUCUCCAAAAAUUGCCGGGCUGUGCAUUCGUUAACGAUAUCCAAUAGGAAAUGUUCAAUCCAGUUUGCGAAGAGCAAUCUGCUAACGCAAUAAACCACCAUCUUGGGCGAGAUGAUCGAAACCUUCGAUAGCUAGAACAUCGCACCGUUAAUCCGUCGUCCUCGCAUCCUGAUUUUUUUGGCAUAAGCGUUGAUAAUGGUACUAUUUGACCAAUUCCAUCCCAUAGUAUAGAUUCUUUUUCCAAGCAUGUUUUAUUUGAGGGAUAAACGCUGGGCCAUUGAUCGGGCGCGUCAUAAUACAAUAAUAUUUUCAAAUCCUUUUCCUCGCCACUUAAUUCAAAUUCAUACCGAAAUAUACCUAGUUCUGUUAAAAAGCAGAAUCUCGCUAGAAAUGCCCAAUUCUGAAAGAAGAAAGUAAUUUCACUUAUUAAUUGACUGCUUUUCAAUAGAAUGCUUAUAAGAUACAUAAAAGAAAAUAAUUUAAAAUAUUAUUGAACAACGCAGAUUAAAAACACUAAUGAAAAUGAAAAUUCAUGGAAAAUUCGCAAUACUUCGCGUGUAACUAAGCGUCCUUGAAGAAUUUUCGUUUCUGACUGUGUACAUAAAAACGGAAAUAUGCAAGAAAAUAAUAGCGAUUUGAACAUUCUUGACACUCGACCGCACAAUAUUUCUCGUGACUGUGAAUAUCAACAUAUCCUUAUACGUUACCCGUUACCUGCUGCUUUCCUCAUGAUCAAUAUUUCCCUGCUACCUGCGGCUAUAAGUUUCAAUUAUUCUAUUGAUUUUAAUUGUAAUGUGGAGACUCAUAACAAAUAGAUUGAAUGGUUAAUCAUGUUUUGAAAGGUGUACAGGAAUAUGUGAUACUUUACCAGUUCCAUAUUUUUGAAUUUUAAUUUGAAACCGCCUAAAUUUUGUGAGUAUACAGUGUUGACAUUUGCGUGACCAUGACAUUUAAAUACUUGUUGCAUAAUAAUAUUGACAUGACAAAAUAGUGUAUUUGCCGUAACUUGGUUGUUCCUAAGUAUGCAAAGAAUUGGAACUUUGAAAUUGGAUAUUUGUAUGUAUUACUUUUUCUGAAGAUUCGUGUCAAGUAGAGCUUGAAAAAGAUUUGAUUUUGAAGCCAUCUAGCGGUGAAAUUAACGGAAUGCCGCUGCAAAUACACGUGCAAAAUUAAAGGAGACCCAUAGGCAUUGUUGUUCAUACAAGAUGAUUACAAUAAAGUAUUUGUCACACUUUUAAUAUUAUUUAUCAGUGAUUUGUGUUGCUUUAUCUUUUCAAAACAAAUAGACUUAAUGUACGAAGUAUUAUUCAACUUUGUUAACUUAUAUAGAGGUUACGAAAAACAAUAUAACCAUGAAAAGCAAUAAACAAAGCCAUAAGAGUUUUAAAACGUUGUGGCUUCAAGUUGAUAAAGAAAACACAGAUAAACAUCAACUGUUUUUCAAAGAACAUUCCAUAAGAAACCAGAAUCCUGAACAUCCAAGAGGCAAAACAUUAUUUGUACUAAAUAUUCCACCCUAUGUAACUACAGAAGCUCUAAAGAGUUUAUUUGGAAAAUGUUGUGGACCUAUUUGUAAUGUAUUUUUUACUACUUCAAAAGGAUUUAAAACAGCAUAUGUAGUAUUUGAACAAGAAUCUGCUUUAGAAAGAGCAUUAGAGUUUCCAGAGGAUAGUAUUAUAAUAUUAAAUGAUGACCACAACGUUUGUUUAACAGGAUUAGCCAAAUGGUGUCAAGAAUAUAAUAAUUCAAUCUGUGAUGAAGAAGAAAUGAAAAGAGAAAUUGAAAAUUAUAUGAAUAAUUAUGAUGAAAGAAUAGCUAACAAAUUAGCUAAUGAAAAAGCUAUAACGGAAGGAAACCAAGACAAUGAUGGUUGGAUAACUGUGACUGGAGAAAAGAAGAGAGGACAGUUUGCUCUUGCUAGAAAAGAAUCAGCUAUUAACAAAUUGCAGCAUAAGGAACAACAAAAGGACAAGAAGAAACAGUUGAUUAACUUCUAUACUUUCCAAAUUCGAGAAAGUAAAAAACAGAAUCUGGCAGAGCUAAGAAAGAAAUUUGAGUUGGACAAGAAGAGGCUACAAGAUUUAAAGUCAAAAAGGACAUUUAAACCAUUUUAAUUAAAUAGGGUCUUUAUAUAAAGCAUUUGGUAGAUACAAAAAAUAUUACACUAAUUUUCUAAUUUUAAUGUAAAUUUGACAUUUAUUAUAACAUACAAAUUUUGUUUACAUUAAUAACUACUACAGACAUCUGUUGUGUUGCAAUUCAAUUUAUGUACAAAAUAUGAACAAUGUAAGCUAAAAUAAC
Messenger RNA from Nomia melanderi (Alkali bee), 2350 nucleotides. Lineage: Eukaryota; Metazoa; Arthropoda; Insecta; Hymenoptera; Halictidae. The record is from RefSeq and is a predicted model, not a curated record.